This is a messenger RNA of Syngnathus typhle (broad-nosed pipefish), 1153 nucleotides long. RefSeq names its product selenoprotein T2-like. The transcript is spliced from 6 exons. Gene Ontology annotation, cellular component: endoplasmic reticulum membrane. Gene Ontology annotation, molecular function: thioredoxin-disulfide reductase (NADPH) activity. Gene Ontology annotation, biological process: cell redox homeostasis. NCBI's taxonomy places the organism in Eukaryota, Metazoa, Chordata, Actinopteri, Syngnathiformes, Syngnathidae. The record is from RefSeq and is a predicted model, not a curated record.
GAAGCGGAAAUCUGACACGACCAGCAGUAGCCAAGAUGGCCGAAUACGGCCAGGCUGGGCUGCUAGCGGCGCUUCUACUCUUCACGGUUCUGACGCUCCGCGACGUCUACGUAGGCAGGUCGAACCCGCAGCAGGUCCUAGCCGGGCCGGAGAUGGAGCUCGGGAAGGCGGCCAGGGCGACCAUGUAUAGCGGCCCCGUGCUCAAGUUUCAGUACUGCAUCUCCUGAGGCUACAGCAAAGUGUUCCAGGAGUACUCCAGGGCCAUCGGGCAGUUGUACCCCGACAUCCGCAUUGAGGGGCAAAACUACCCCCCGUCCCCCAUCAACAGAUUGUUGGGCAGCGUGGUGUCGUACCUGAAGCUGGCGUCCAUCUUGUUGAUCGUCAGCGGCCAGAACGUGUUUGCGAUGCUCGGUGUGAACACGCCCACGUUUUGGACGUGGACCCAGGACAACAAGAUUUUCUCCUGUCUGAUGGCCUUCUUCCUGUGCAACAUGAUGGAGACGCACUUCCUUUCCACUGGAGCUUUUGAGGUCGCACUCAACGACGUGCCCAUCUGGUCCAAGCUGGAGUCUGGUUACGUUCCCAACAUCCAGGAGAUCUUCCACAUCCUCCACAACCACCUCAACAUCAACCGGGUGGACGGCGCCGCCGGCUUCCCCUCGCAUUAGAAGGCGCGUCCCGGCUCAGCGGGACCAUCAGCCGCCGGCAUCCAUGAAGGUGGGGUCUCAAAGCAGGACUCUGCAGGGCCUCGCCAGAAGUCUCUCCCGCCGCCGACUGAGUGCCGCCGCCGCCGUCUUGGGAUUACGUGAUCCUUCAGCUCUGCAAAUUUUGCGAUUGAUUGAAGAAUAAAAAAAAAAACAAAUGUCUAGCGUUAGUGUCAUGCUAGCCGGAAAUGAUGAAAAAGUGUUGAAGUCUUUCUUUUUUCACGUGCAGUAUCCCACCUUUUUGUCCUUACUUGUAGGACAACUCUUCAACUAGCAGGACAAGUGCAUGUUGUUUGUGAGGCAGAACUAUCGGAGCUGAUUGUUGUAGUUACUCGUGUAUGACAACUUGACGAGCGUGAUGUCUGUUGAGCUUUGAGCUGUCGCAGGAUGGCGUGUAUUCAUCUUGGGCGUUCAAGCGUUUUUGAAAUAAAUGUUUGAUGUGAUGGAAA